CGCCACAUCGAACGAGCAACAACGCUCAGAUACAAAGAUACGUUCGUUCGCAGCAGCAGCAGCGACAGCGACAGCGCCAGAUUCCGAGAGCAACGUUGCGUAUGCGUGACGCGUAAUCGCGUAGAGUUUUCCACAUUUUCCCCCCCUAAUAAACCAACGAACGCGUAGUGCAGUGCAGUUCCACAAACGGCGCUGACAACCCCAAGACAUCCAACCAUCCAUCCAGCGAUGACAGUGCCCGGGCAGCUUUAGAUCAGCGAUCGGUCAGACCCAGAGAGAGAGUGAGAGAGAGAGAGCGAGAGAAGCAGCAAAGCAAAGCAAAGCAAAGCCAGCGGCAAGGCAAGGCAGGGCAAGGCGGUCUGCAAUCCGCCGACGGCAAAACGAUAAAGUGAUCCAAAGAACGCGGUUAAGCUGGCGGUAACGGUGCAACGAUAACGAUAACGAUCGCGCAACGGUAAACGGCAACGGUGUACAGUGUACGGUGGACAUGGAGCGAGUCCUCCUGCGCGCAUGACAAACGAACAGCCGCCGAGAUCGAUCCCCCCCCGUCCUGGGAGAGGCCUGUCAAAGCGAAAGAUCAAAAUAUUAGAGUCCUCCCCGACCCCAAAACGCCAAUACCUUCCCCCCCACACACACACAAAACAGUGCAAUGAUCAAAAGUUAACGGUACAAGCUAAAUAAAUCAAGAAACAAAGGAUACAAAGUAAAAGGGAGAGAGAAGAGAGAGAGAGGAGAGAGCGAGAGAGAGAGCGAAAGUGCUUAGCAGAUAACGGUCAUAAAGUUCUCUUGAUGAAAAAUCACCUGUGCAACGUGCUGUGUGCAAUGCGUAGUGACUUCAAGGAUAAUCACCAGGAGACCAUCAAUAAAAUGAUACAAUUUGGCACAGUGAAAUAUGGCAUUGUCAAACAGCUGAAGGAUCGCGCUAGAAGCGCCGACAAAGACACUGGCAGCGAUCAGGAGGAGAAUGGUGGCUGCUCACCAAUGACCACGGCCACCACCACGGCCAGUCCCAGUCGCAGUCCCGAGCCCGAGGAGGAUCAGGAGCAGCCGCAGAGCCCCAAACACACAGAAACGGACGAGGAGACCAUCGAGGAUAACAACAACAAGGUGGACAUGACGAAACCCAGUUCCGAGCUGGAGCUGGCCCACUCCCACUCCCACUCCCACUCGCAGUCGCAGUCGCAGUCGUCACCCCUCGCAGCACACACAACACAGAGCACAGAAGAGGCAGCCACGGCGGCCAGUCCGGCAGCAGUGGCGCCGGAGAAGGACAUCGAAGUGGAUGUGGAGAUGCCAGAGACGCGGACCGCCGCGGGCGGACCAGCAGAGGAGCAGGGAGUGGGCGUGGGCGUGGGCGUGGGUGUGGGUGUCGGCGCCACGCCCGUCACCCUGGAGGCCAUUCAGAACAUGCAGAUGGCCAUUGCGCAGUUCGCGGCCAAGACCAUUGCCAACGGAUCGACGGGAGCGGACAAUGAGGCGGCCAUGAAACAGCUGGCCUUCCUGCAGCAGACGCUCUUCAACCUGCAGCAGCAGCAGCUCUUCCAGAUCCAGCUCAUACAGCAGCUGCAGUCGCAGCUGGCCCUCAACCAGGCCAAGCAGACGGAGGAGGGGACGGAGGACGACGAAGAGGAGGAGGAGGAGCAGGAGCAGGAGCAGGAUGCGGAUGUGGAGCCAGAGGAGCGCGAGGAUGGGGAGACGGACACGUACGAGGAGGAGGAGCGCAUUGCCGACAUGGAGCUGCGCCAGAAGGCGGAGGCGCGCAUGGCCGAGGCCAAGGCCCGCCAGCAUCUGAUCAAUGCGGGCGUUCCGCUGCGCGAGUCCUCCGGCUCCCCGGCCGAGUCCCUCAAGCGGCGCCGCGACCAGGCACAGGAGCAGGAGGAGCAGGAGGAGGCGGCCGCUGCCAUGAGGCGGCCCCCCACCAGUCGCCGGCUCAGCGCGGAGCUGGCGGGCCACAAGGAGAACGCCCAGGAGGCGCUGGCCAAGCUGAGGGACAUGGAGAACAGGCCGUUGCCGUUCGGCUCCGAUCUGGCCUCCAGCAUCAUCACGAACCACGACGACCUGCCCGAGCCGAACUCGCUGGACCUGCUGCAGAAGCGCGCCCAGGAGGUGCUCGACUCGGCCUCCCAGGGCAUCCUGGCCAACAACAUGGCCGACGAUUUCGCCUUCGACAAGGCCGGCGAUGGCAAGAGCCGCAACGAGCCGUUCUUCAAGCACCGCUGCCGGUACUGCGGCAAGGUGUUCGGCUCCGACUCCGCCCUGCAGAUCCACAUCCGCUCCCACACCGGCGAGCGGCCCUUCAAGUGCAACGUCUGCGGCAGCCGCUUCACCACCAAGGGCAACCUCAAGGUGCACUUCCAGCGGCACGCCCAGAAGUUCCCGCACGUGCCCAUGAACGCCACGCCCAUUCCGGAGCACAUGGACAAGUUCCAUCCGCCGCUGCUCGACCAGAUGUCGCCCACGGACAGCUCGCCCACCCACUCGCCGGCGCCGCCGCAGGCUCCGUCCGGCAGUGCCGCCGCCGCCGCCGCCCCGCCCCCCAUGCCCUUCGCCACGAGCCCCGCCUUCCCGGGUCUGCAGGGCCUGUACCGCCCGCCCAUGGAGAUUCUGAAGAGCUUGGGCGCCGCCGCUGGCGGGCCGCAUCCGUUCUUCCCCCAGAUGCCGGGCCUGGGCGCCGCCCUGAAGCACUCCUCCGGCGCCGCCGCCCACCACGACAUGCCCACGGACCUGCGCAAGUCGUCGGGUCCGAGCUCGCCGCGCCAGCAGGAGGAGCAGGAGGACGAGGAGAUGUCCGGCCGGCUGCCAGUCAAAACGGAGCUCAUGGAGGAGGACAAGGAGGAGCAGCCCGAGGAGCUGGACACCAACUCGGCCAACGGUCGCUCGGAGACGGAGACGGAGCCCGACCCGGAGCCACUGCCCCUGGAGGUGCGCAUCAAGGAGGAGCGCCUCGAGGAGGAGUCCUCGGAGCAGCACCAGUCCCAGCAGGAGCAGGAGGAGCAGGAGGAACAGCUGGAGGUGCGGAGUACGCCCUCGCCACGCGUCCGAUCUCCGCCAGUGAAUCACCAUCGCAGCCAUCACCAGCACCACCACCAGCAUCAGCAGCAUCCGCAGCAUCAUCUGCAUGGCUAUCCGCCGGUGGUGCAGCCCAUCCAGCCGCCCGCGCUGAUGCAUCCGCAGCAGCCGUCGCCUGGGAGCCAGUCGCACCUGGAUCACCUGCCCACGCCCGGCCAGCUGCCGCCGAGCAUGCCCCACCGGGAGGACUUCUUCGCGGAGCGUUUCCCCCUCAACUUUACGACGGGCAAGACGCUCUCGCCGGAGCACAAUUCGCCCGUGCGCUCGCCCGCCACCGGCGCGGCCCACGCCCAUGCCCAUCCGCACGGGCAUCCGCACGGGCAUCCGCAUCCGCAUCCGCACCCGCACGCCCACAUGGCGCGCUCGCCGUUCUUCAAUCCCAUCAAGCACGAGAUGGCCGCGCUGCUGCCACGGCCGCACAGCAACGACAACUCGUGGGAGAACUUCAUCGAGGUGUCCAACACCUGCGAGACGAUGAAGCUCAAGGAGCUGAUGAAGAACAAGAAGAUCAGCGACCCCAACCAGUGCGUCGUCUGCGACCGCGUGCUCUCCUGCAAGAGCGCCCUGCAGAUGCACUACCGCACCCACACGGGCGAGCGGCCCUUCAAGUGCCGCAUCUGCGGGCGCGCCUUCACCACCAAGGGCAACCUCAAGACGCACAUGGCGGUGCACAAGAUCCGGCCGCCGAUGCGCAACUUCCACCAGUGCCCCGUGUGCCACAAGAAGUACUCGAACGCGCUCGUGCUGCAGCAGCACAUCCGCCUGCACACGGGCGAGCCCACGGACCUCACGCCCGAGCAGAUCCAGGCGGCCGAGAUACGCGACCCGCCGCCCUCCAUGAUGCCCGGCCACUUCAUGAAUCCCUUUGCGGCGGCUGCCUUCCACUUUGGCGCCUUGCCGGGUGGACCGGGCGGCCCGCCGGGCGCGGGAGGGGCGGGAGGGCUGCAUGGGGCGCACAACGGAGCGCUGGGCUCGGAGUCGUCGCAGGGCGAUCUGGAGGACAACAUGGACUGCGGGGACGACUACGAUGACGAUGUGUCCUCGGAGCAUCUGUCCAGCAGCCACCUCGAGCCGGAGGGCGGCGGGUCGGAGCGGCCGCGGUCGGGGGACGACUUCAAGUCGCUGCUGUUCGAGCAGAAGCUGCGGAUCGACGCGACGGGCGUGGUGAACACCAAUCCGCCCGCCCGGCCGCGCUCCUCCGCCUCCAGCAAUGCCCACUCCGUGGGAUCCGCCUCGGCGCCCACCAGCCCCACCUCCCAGUCGCACCACCUGGCCACCAAGCCCAGCUCCACGCGCGCCAGCAGCCCCGCCAGAUCGGAGGCGUCGCAAGGCGCCCUGGAUCUGACGCCGCGCGCGGCUCCACAGCCUGCGCCGGCGGCCAGCGCCUGCUCCUCCAGCUCCCGCUCGCCGCUGCUGCCCAAGGAGAAGCCCAUCAGCCCGCCCAGCAGCAGCCUGCCGCAGUCCGCGCGGAGCCCGCCCAACGCCCAACCUCCGCCUGCGCCGCCCUCGAUGCUCUCCUGCUCGCCGCUGCCCCCGUCGGUGGCCAUUGACUGCCUGCCCCCGGGCCUGCAGCACCACCUGCAGCAGCAGCACCAGCACCUCAUGCAGCAGCAGGCGGCCGUGGCCGCGGCAGCGGCGGCCCAGCACCAUCACCAUCAGAUGCAGCAGCACGCGGCCGCGCUGCACCAGCACCAGGAGCAGCUGCGCCGCGAGGCGCAGGAGGCUCAGCAGAAGGCGGCGGCAGCGGCGGCCGUGGCGGCAGCAGCCCAGCGCCAGACAUCGCCCCAGCCGCCGUCGCGGGGGGGUCAGCGCGAGGAUGUGCCAGCGGGCCAGCAGCCGAAUCCGCUGAUGGGCGCCCGUCCGCCCUUCGGCAUGUUCCCCAAUCUGCCGCUCUUUCCGCCCUCGACGACGCAGAAUAUGUGCAAUGCGAUGAACCAGAUCGCCCAGUCGGUGAUGCCGGCGGCGCCGUUCAAUCCGCUGGCACUGAGCGGGGUGCGGGGCAGCACCACAUGCGGCAUCUGCUACAAGACAUUCCCCUGCCACUCGGCGCUGGAGAUUCACUACAGGAGCCACACCAAGGAGCGGCCCUUCAAGUGCAACAUCUGCGAUCGCGGCUUCACCACCAAGGGCAAUCUGAAGCAGCACAUGCUGACACACAAGAUCCGGGACAUGGAGCAGGAGACCUUCAGAAAUCGUGCCGUAAAGUAUAUGAGUGAAUGGAACUCCGAUCGCGAAUAGGCAGACACUCAGCUAUCGGCACGAUCACGAUCGAGAGAGAUCUGCAUGCCGAUAUCCAGAUCACUUUGCUCCCAGAAGGCUGGCAGAUCCACAUUCAGAUUCAGAUUCAGAUCAGAUUCAGUCAAGAUGCAAUCGAUUCUCGCAACCAAAUGAUCUCAAGGUUUAGAGCAAAAAUACAGAGGAAGAGCGAGUGAGAGUGGUAGAGAGGGGCGACAGAUCGGGCAGCACGCUGCUUGAAGAUCGGAGUCGUGUAUACAAAAAUCGUUUAUAUUUAUAAAUUGUUGCCCGCAAAAAUAUUAUUUGAUUUGAUUGUUGCUCCCAAAAUGAUGAAGAAGAAUGCGAAAAGGCUGUUAACACCAAAAGCCAAUCGAUUCCUGAGCACACAGUUUCAUAAACAAUUUUUUAUGAUGCGGCGGCGGUGCUGCGUACAGACAAAAUACACCUAAAAUACCAAUACUACUACAAAAGGCGAUCAUGAAACGUAUCCAAAGAUGCAUCAAAAGCAAUUUGUGUUCCAGCUAAAAACAGAGCAAACAGAAGACCUGGGACAUGGAACCACAAAGCUGCUUGGUAUACUUAGAAGAGACUGAUAGCGUUUCAUGUUCCACACAAAAAACAAUAACUAAAUACAAAAAACAAAACAAAAACAAAAACAAACGGAAGCAUGCCACACAGUUGCAGAUACUCCUGCGCGGUAUCUGUGUGUGUGUUGAAGGCGUAGUAAAAUCAAAAUUCGAAUUUAAAGAGCAAACAACUUAAGGUAUAUGCUAAUAGAAAUUUAAUAGGUACCUAAGCGAUGCAAGCAUGUGUACAGACAUACAGACAGACAGACAUACAGACAUAUAUGAUAUAUAUUAUUAUAUUGUAGUAAUGAUAACCGAAUUCCCCCUCACAACCACACACACCAACACAAUCAAACAAUCACCUAGGCAUACAUAAAUGUUAAUAAUCUAUUUGGAAUGUGCAAUAAUAUGACACGCUAUAAAUUUAGAUGCUUUUGUUUCCUACUACUCGUAAAUUAGUUUUUAUUUUCCAACUCUUGUACAUACUUACAUACAUACACA
Messenger RNA from Drosophila obscura, 6371 nucleotides. Its product is annotated as homeotic protein spalt-major. Gene Ontology annotation, molecular function: DNA-binding transcription factor activity, RNA polymerase II-specific; RNA polymerase II cis-regulatory region sequence-specific DNA binding. The coding region runs from base 790 to 5307 and encodes 1505 amino acids. The record is from RefSeq and is a predicted model, not a curated record. Gene Ontology annotation, cellular component: nucleus. Gene Ontology annotation, biological process: regulation of transcription by RNA polymerase II. NCBI's taxonomy places the organism in Eukaryota, Metazoa, Arthropoda, Insecta, Diptera, Drosophilidae. The transcript is spliced from 4 exons.